AUGGACACCCUAACUCGAUGCCUUAAGCAGAGCCUCCACCGCCCACCACGUUUGUCAUCAUCUUCAUCUAGGAGUUGUUUUGUUGCUCAUCGGUGCCACAUGGCUUCCCAGAAUAAGUCGUUGAGAACACGUAUUGUUCUUGUGAUAGUCUUCUAUCUCCAAAUGACCUACAAAUCUGCAACCAAAAAUGUUACAACAUCAAAACACGCUAUUUCUGCUCCUGUUUUAUCUGUUGUUGGUGAACGCUAUUACAAAGUUACUGCAGAGGAAUUAAGAGUAUGCGGGGAACUUAUUCGAGCAAACAUUGAGGUUUCUAAUUUUGAUUUCAAACCUUAUGUCCAUCCAAUAUAUAAUGUCAUCUUGUCACGAUUGACAAACCGAGAUCAAGACCUGUGUAUUGGUGCAUUAGAAGAAGAUACAUCAGAAGAAUUAGUUGUUUAA
This is a messenger RNA of Lactuca saligna, 441 nucleotides long. The record is from the annotation of a GenBank genome assembly. NCBI's taxonomy places the organism in Eukaryota, Viridiplantae, Streptophyta, Magnoliopsida, Asterales, Asteraceae.